GUAGCUUCCUGUAGCCGGAGCACUGCUGGCUGAAGGGUGGAGACUGAACGGCGCAGCGCAGCGGCUCUCAGCUGGAUCAGCGGGGCACGGAGGCAGCCUGGCUUUGUGUGUGUGUGUGUGUGUGUGUGAGAGAGAGCGCCAGAUCUUGGAUACUCCGUCACACAGGGGCUCUCCGACACGACACGCUAGGCAUACGGACAGAGAAGAAAUCAAGCAGAAACUGCUGACUGAACUGCAGUCGGAUGCUAGACUGGGGGCUCGGCAGAUGAGGAAGUUGCCGAUCUGAAAAGAGAAGUCAGGGGUUUGACCGAGAACGCUUCCACCGCACGUCAGCGCCAGAUUCUCCCGUUCCAAGACAGCCCGUUCAGGCUACAGUAGAGCCUCAUGGCCAGCAACAACACCGCCAGCAUUGCCCAGGCCAGGAAACUGGUGGAGCAGCUCAAGAUGGAAGCCAACAUCGACAGAAUAAAGGUGUCAAAAGCAGCCGCAGACUUAAUGUCAUAUUGCGAAGCCCAUGCCAAAGAGGACCCGCUCCUGUCGCCUGUGCCAGCAUCCGAGAACCCGUUCAGGGAGAAGAAGUUCUUCUGUGUUAUACUGUAAAGGGUCCGGGCCUCUAAGCCGGUCCAUCGGACCGGCGAGUGGACGCUCAAUAUGUAGAAUUUUCUAGCUGAGGCAUGAUAAAUGCCUUCAUCGAAUGCUCGCGAUGAGUGAAACUUAAACCAACCAGUAUAUUUCAAACAAGCCAGGUUGAGACGGGAUGUUGCAUGUUUUAACGGAAACUUGUGGGUUCCCCUCUGGGGACGGCGAUGACCGUGAAACAUGUUGACAGGAAACCUAGAGAGUUCACAAGGUGUGUAGUGUAGCAGCCCAUGCUGACUGGUGUAGAGUUGUACAAAAAAGAAAAAAAAAAAAACAAUUUUGUGGUUCUUUUGAAAAAUACUAAUGUUCAGUUCGAUGGUUAAAUGGUAAGAGUUACCGCGCUGAUUGCGUUCUUCUUCGGAUUGCCUUUUUAUUGGAAUGUUUCUUUGAGUUCAUUUUUAAGUUAAGGUGGUUUGGCUAUAUUAUUUAGAUAGCGUUCAGUUACUUGUGUUUACUUAUUUGGCUGUGUUAACUUUUUUUAUUACGUAUCAUUAUAUUAGCAAAAGCAUUUUUUAAUGAAAAGUUUCAAAGUUCAAAGCCAAAUUCUUACAAAUAUACAUCUUUAAAUAUGCUGAAAAACAUAAAGCCAGCGAUUGUGGUUUUUUUUUCUUUUUUCUUCUGAUACUCACUAAUUCUCUUUCUAACAUUUGUAAAAAUUUGCUAGCAAGUAAAGUGUUUUGUGCUUGAAUGUUUGUGGUGACACCAGUAAUAACUGCAUGGAAAAUGGCAAUCGAUGUUUUUUCUUUAAGUGUAAAGACUGUUUUCAGCCAGGCAGCAUCUGUGUGGUGUUUCCAACUGUAUUAAAUUAUAAUAAUUGAAAAUUA
Messenger RNA from Scleropages formosus (Asian bonytongue), 1463 nucleotides. Its product is annotated as guanine nucleotide binding protein (G protein), gamma 2. The record is from RefSeq and is a predicted model, not a curated record. NCBI's taxonomy places the organism in Eukaryota, Metazoa, Chordata, Actinopteri, Osteoglossiformes, Osteoglossidae. Gene Ontology annotation, cellular component: heterotrimeric G-protein complex. The transcript is spliced from 5 exons. The coding region runs from base 385 to 600 and encodes 71 amino acids. Gene Ontology annotation, biological process: G protein-coupled receptor signaling pathway. Gene Ontology annotation, molecular function: G-protein beta-subunit binding.